Messenger RNA from Hyaena hyaena (striped hyena), 2666 nucleotides. It is a transcript of the gene RWDD4, whose product is annotated as RWD domain containing 4. NCBI's taxonomy places the organism in Eukaryota, Metazoa, Chordata, Mammalia, Carnivora, Hyaenidae. The record is from RefSeq and is a predicted model, not a curated record. Gene Ontology annotation, molecular function: protein binding. The coding region runs from base 270 to 836 and encodes 188 amino acids. The transcript has 8 exons.
GCUUCUGCCACCGCGGCCCUGCAGCUUCGCCCCAGUCUCCAGGGCGCCCCACCCUCGGCGGCCUCCGGCUCCCCGCCCACAGACCCCCCACUGGCGGCAUCGCUCUGCCCUGAGGCUCGGGGCGAGCGUGACUCCUGUCCGCAGUGCUAGGGGUGUGCGUCCCGCAGCCCGGGGCGCGGCACGGGGGGGACGCCCGGGGCUGGGGGCCGCUGCUCUUGCUUUCUCGGCGUCGCGCACGUCCUCCCGAGAGGCGUCCCGUGAUCGGCGCGAUGAGUGCCAACGAGGACCAGGAGAUGGAGCUGGAAGCAUUACGUUCUAUUUAUGAAGGAGAUGAAAGCUUCCGGGAACUGAGUCCAGUUUCAUUUCAGUACAGGAUAGGUGAAAAUGGCGAUCCCAAAGCCUUCUUAAUAGAGAUUUCCUGGACAGAAACCUAUCCCCAAACACCUCCAAUUAUAUCUAUGAACGCUUUUUUUAACAACACCAUAUCAUCAGCCGUAAAGCAGAGCAUAUUAGCCAAGUUACAGGAAGCAGUGGAAGUUAAUCUCGGGACGGCCAUGACCUACACAUUGUUUGAAUAUGCCAAGGACAAUAAGGAGCAGUUCAUGGAGAAUCACCACCCAGUUAAUUCUACGAUACCCAUAAGCAGUAUCAUCUCCGUUGAAACUCCUAAUACAGCCCCAUCAAGUAAGAAAAAAGACAAAAAAGAACAACUUUCAAAAGCUCAGAAACGUAAGCUGGCAGAUAAAACAGAUCACAAAGGACAGCUUCCUCGAGGAUGGAACUGGGUUGAUGUGGUGAAGCACUUAAGCAAAACUGGCUCUAAAGAUGAUGAAUAGUGCUUGGAAUUGGGAGACGAGGGAAGAGCAUCCUUUAAAAAGUAAACUGAGUUCAAAAUCCUCCAUUACCCUUUUCUGGUGUUGAGGUGGCUUUUUAUAAAACAGAAUUUUUUGUAUGUUUCUUAUGUGAAAAAAAAUGUUUUAACCUGAAAGUUCAUGAAGAGAUCUGGUUGUAUUAAAUUAUUUUCACAAACUUGCCUUAAUAAAAGGUGAAAUGUUACUGUUUAGUAUACUUUAUGAAGAUGCUUGGGUUUCGUAAAUGGGCAAAAUGGGAAAUGACAAGUAAUCAAUGUGAAUUUAUAUGGUCUUAUUCUAGUGGAAGUGAUAUUUUUUAAAGGAGUAGGAAGGCCCUUUGAAACUCUCACCCCAGUGGAGCAGAAUUUUGAGUCACCAGUUUUUCUGCAGCGUGGUCCAUAUCAAUAGACUUCUCGUCUUAAUAAAGUCUUUAUCUCUUCUUUCCAUUCAUUACUGAAGCACAAAUUGCUUCAGGGAAAUUUAAAUACUAGUAUUUGAACUUUAUACAUAAUAUUCUUUGUAGUUUCUUCUUAUUUUUCAAAGGUAAACUGCUUCCUUUUAGGAAAUGAGUAUCUGUUUUCUACUUUUCUCUUGGUUUGGGUCAUGAUGUUUGACCAUGAGAGUUUUCGGUGGUGAGUGAAAUAGGAAAAUAUAAAAAUAAAUCUGCCAAAUACAUUCGAAAGCAUUUGACUAAAAGUGCUGGUUCCCAUUUAAGACAUUUCUCUUUGCUGCAUAUACCAAGAUGGGAGUAAAAGAUGCCUUAAUAUUUAAUUUUUGUAUUGUUGUAGACAGUGGUUUUAAUAAAUUCCUAUUUAUCUGCGACUGCGUGUUUUUAGUUGUCCGGUAACUGAGGUCUUCGAAGUGGCUUAAUAUAAAACCACAUUUCAAGUCUUGUUUCUUUUCAAGUAUCUACUUGUAUUUCUCAGCCUCACCAUCUUCAUCAUAAGAGACAUAGAAGGUUUUCAAAUGCUGAAUCAUACUACACGCUCGAUUAUUUUUAAAAUCACCAAACUAGUAGGGAAGCUAUCAGUGUAGCAGAAGCAGGAAGUUACUGAUGUGUAUGUGCGAUUUCUAGUGACCACAUUUGCUCCCCGGCUUUAAAACCCUAAGAACUGCUGCUGUAGUGUCUGCAACGGUAGACUGUUGCUUCCUCAAGUUAUACCUGUGCAGCUUGCGUCUGAGUUUUUAAAUAAUAAUUAACUUGUAAAGACGUGUCCUUGGCAUAAGAGCAAUUUGAGUUGUGUCCCUGGAUUUCCCCGGGUUAACAUUAGGCUCUGUUCAGCCAUCGCAACUACAAAGUAAAUUCUGUGCAGUCAUAGUGAAGAAGUGUAAUCUGAUUUUCAAAAGCUGAAUCACAUCUUCUAUCCUGAAGUAAUAUAAUAGAAACAGCAAAGUUCAAGACCACUGGAACGUGCCAGCUUUGGUUUUCGGGCUUGUGUGCAUGGUUUUGGUGAUGUUGAUUCAUUUGCCUGUUUUUAAAGAAGCUGAAACAGCUACAUCUGCCAGUGGGACGGACUGUGUUUUGCUCCGAAGAUUGACUUCGUUCAGGCUCAUGUUGCGGCUCCCAGAUGACAAAGAAUAAUGCUAGUUAAAUGCCAAUGAACUAUUUUUACUCUUUUUAUAUGAACUGUACAAAUUUGGGGGGUGAUGGCGGCAGUGGUGCCUCUUACUACCUUCUGUGAAGCACUUGAACUUUCUCAUCUGUAUUGCCAUCAUCUGUUUAACACCCCCCAGUAUAUUUUCUCAAAGUCUGUUUACCUAAAAUUGUAUGGAAUGACAUGAUUGAUAAGCAAUAAAACCUGAAUUGCACACUCA